GUUAACUUGUUCUUGUUUUUGCGUUCUUCUUCUUUUUAUGUUUCAUAUGUUUCGAUAUUAUGCACUUUACAUUCUUCUUGUUUCUCUCUGAAACUGAACCAUGAUUCAUACUUCUUUGAAGUGAAGUUCUGUAGGUUGAUCAAAUCUAUAUGAUGAAAAUCAUUCUUGUGAUCAUUCACUAGAUACAAAGAGAAUGCACUCAUUUCUAUAAACAACUAGGAACUUGUGAGAAUCUAUUUGAUUGCUUGCCCUUUUUAGUACUAUUAUAUAAAUCUUUUUCAUGUGCCAAUAAUGUCGUUUCCUUUUUAUAUCCUAAUUUGCCUUGGGAAUAUACACAACUGAGUGUUUUGUCAUUUUCCUCUGUUUCUUUUUAGACUCUUUAACUUGGAAGUUGUUAAGUAACUGCUGCAACGGAGAAGAAGUGAAGAGAGUUUGGUGAUAUGAUGAAGGGAAGAACAUCUAACACUGUACAGUCCAAUAGGCCUACAAAAAAUGGGAGAAGAGAUCAAAAGCCACAGAAGAAAAACGGUGCUACAAGAGCUUCAGAGCAAGAAAGACUCAAGCCUUUGGAAGCUAAAGAAGAAUCUAAGGUCUCCGAAUCAGUAAGUCUUACAACUACACAAGCAGAUGAUAACACCGUGAAUGGGUCUUCAGAGAGUCAUCCAGAGUCCGAGUCUAGUGAAGUCGCAAAGAAACAAGAGACUGUGAAUGGCUUGGUGAAAGAUUUUGAUGACGAUAAGAGAGCGGAUCUUUUGGUUGAAGAAGUUCAAGAAGAUGCUUCAGAUAAUGGCAUUAGUAGUGGAAGUGAGAAAGAGGCAAGUGAAGAUGAAGAAGCAUUGAAACAAAAGGUUGAGAGUUUGGAGACAAGAAUUGAGAAACUUGAAGAUGAGCUAAGAGAAGUUGCAGCUCUCGAGAUUUCUCUCUAUUCGGUUGUACCAGACCACUCUAGCUCAGCACACAAGCUUCACACUCCUGCUAGAAGAGUUUCAAGACUCUACAUCCACGCUUGUAAACAUUGGAGUCAAGAAAAGCGAGCAGCUGUUGCUAGAAACACAGUCUCUGGUCUCAUUUUAGCUGCGAAAUCUUGCGGAAAUGAUGUUUCAAGAUUGACGUUCUGGUUAUCAAACAUAGUUACUCUGAGAGAGAUCACUUCACAUGCGUUUGGGAGUGAACAUAAUGGUUCAGAGAAGCUAAAAAGAACUAAGCAGCCAAAUGGUUUCACUGCAGCACUGGAGAAAGUUGAGUUCUGGAUUUUCUCUAGAAUUGUUGAAUCUGUUUGGUGGCAGGUCUUCACUCCUCAUAUGCAAUCUCCCGAAAAUGUCGGUAAAACGAAUGAGAAACUAAAGGGAGAUCAAGAGCAAGGAAGCUUUUCAAUUAGCCUAUGGCAAAAUGCUUUCAAAGCUGCACUAUCAAGGCUUUGUCCUACGCGAGGAGAAGGACAUGAGUGUGGUUGUUUACCUAUCUUGUCUAAAAUGGUAAUGGAGAAGUGUAUAGCUAGAGUUGAUGUAGCCAUGUUCAACGCUAUACUACGCGAAUCAGAACACCAGAUUCCCACAGAUCCUGUCUCUGAUCCUAUUCUUGAUUCCAAAGUUCUGCCUAUAACUGCUGGAGACUUAAGCUUUGGAUCCGGGGCACAGCUUAAAAACGCGAUUGGAAACUGGUGUAGAUGCCUCGCUGAAGACUCUCUAGAAGAAGAUGAGAAGUACUUCAGUUUGUUAAACGAACUUAGCGAUCUACUUAUGCUUCCUAAAGACAUGCUUAUGGACUUGUCCGUUAGAGAAGAGGUAUGCCCAUCGAUUAGUCUUCCAUUGAUAAAAAGAAUACUCUGCAACUUUACUCCUGAUGAGUUUUGUCCUGAUCAUGUCCCUGGAGCUGUCCUAGAGGAGCUUAACGCUGAGAGCGUUGCGGAGCAGAAGUUAUCAGGAGUUAGCUUUCCUUAUGCAUCUUCACCUGUUACAUACGUUCCUCCAUCAUCAAUCAAUGUAGCAGAUAAAAUUUCAGAGGUAGGAGACAUCUCUAGAAUGUCGAGGAACGCGUCUGUGAUACAAAGAAAAGGAUACACAAGCGAUGAGGAGCUUGAUGAGCUGGAUUCUCCUCUUACGUUUGUUAUUGACAAAGUGUCUGUAUCACUAAGUUCAGGACACAAUGGGAAGGUGAAGCAGCAAGAUGAGCAAGUAGGUGAAGUGGUAGAGAAUGCAAGAUAUGAGCUUCUUAGGGAAGUGUGGUCGAUGUGAGUGAUUGGAAGCAAAACAUGUUUAGAUUUUUAGUGAAGCUCUUGUUACUUCUGAAACAAAUUAAGUAGUUUCCAAGUUAUUAUAUGUAGCUGUAAGGAUUUUAAUGAAUACAGCGUCUGAAGUGGCAAUAAACUCUUUUAACAACA
Brassica napus (rape) is the source of this 2380-nucleotide messenger RNA. RefSeq lists its product as uncharacterized. Lineage: Eukaryota; Viridiplantae; Streptophyta; Magnoliopsida; Brassicales; Brassicaceae. The record is from RefSeq and is a predicted model, not a curated record. The transcript is spliced from 7 exons. Gene Ontology annotation, cellular component: nuclear pore. Bases 441 to 2234 code for a protein of 597 amino acids.